CUAGUUGUAUACAACAACAACACUGCGCGCAUUACAAUGAAGAUCCAACCAAGGACCCCACUGUUCUAUGUGACAUCAUUCACUAUACUAGGAUUGACAUUCUACGGACUUGAUCGUUAUCUGUCAGGUUCAUAUUAUCAAUACUUAAAUCAUCAUAAGGUUAGAAGAAUCGAAGAACAAGAAGCAAAGGAUGACCUUGCUCGCGAUAGAAUAAGAAAGAGACAAGAGUUGGAGAAGCAACAACAACAACAGCAACAACAACAAAAG
Acytostelium subglobosum LB1 is the source of this 267-nucleotide messenger RNA. RefSeq lists its product as hypothetical. The annotation marks the transcript as partial. The record is from RefSeq and is a predicted model, not a curated record. NCBI's taxonomy places the organism in Eukaryota, Evosea, Eumycetozoa, Acytosteliales, Acytosteliaceae. The transcript is spliced from 2 exons.